ACGUUGCACAUGGUUCGUCCCGCUCCCCGGCGUCCCGCCCCGCGCGCGGUGAUUGGCUCCGCGCCGUCGCUACUUCCGGUUCCGGUCGGCGGCGCGGCGGAGGGGCUAUGGCGGCGGGCCGGCUCUGAGGCCAUGGCGGCCCCACACGCGGAGAAGCUGGAGGGAGGAGGCGGAGGAGGUGGAGGAGGAGGCGUCCCGGCCCCGCCGCCCCCUCCGGGACCUCCGCACCCCGCGGGAGGCGCCGCCGCCGGCGGGCCCGGCCGGAAGCAGGGGAAGGCAGGGCUGCAGAUGAAGAGCCCCGAGAAGAAGCGUCGUAAAUCCAACACGCAGGGCCCGGCCUACUCGCAUCUCUCCGAAUUCGCCCCGCCGCCCACCCCCAUGGUGGAUCACCUGGUGGCUUCCAACCCCUUCGAGGAUGACUUCGGGGCCCCCAAAACCGGGGCGGCCCCCGCCGCCUUCCUGGGCAGCCCCGUCCCCUUCGGCGGCUUCCGCGUUCAAGGGGGGAUGUCACCACAGGUGCCCCCCGGCUACGGCGGGGGUCCCCAGCCCCUGCGGAGGCAGCCACCCCCUCCCUUCGCCCCCGGGCAGAUGGGUCCAGCGUUCGGUAUGCCCCCCCAGAACCCCGGCUACGUCCAGCCUGGCGCCAUGAGCUUCCCCGGGCAGCCCUUUGGGCAGCCCCUUGGACAGAACUUCAGCCCCCCCGCAGGGCAGCUCAUGCAGGGGCCCGUGGGGGGCUUCGGGCCCAUGAUCUCCCCCACUAUGGGGCAGCCACCCCGGGGGGGUGACAUGGGUCCGGGGCCUGCCCUCAACCCCCCCGGGGGGCCGGCUGUGGCUCAGCGUUUUGGUCAACCUGGCAACCUCUUUGGACAGUCGCCCCUGCAGCGCCCUGGGCAGAACGUGCCCCCCCUGCCCCCCACAGCCAGCCCCUUCCCGGGGGCUGACCCCGGCUUCCCCCCAGGGGGUGAGGAGGGGGGCAAGACCCUGAACCCACCCCCCAGCACCUUUGCCCAGGAGACACAUUCAGGCUCCCCUGCCGCCGCCGUCAAUGGGGCCCAGCCCCCCUUUGCCCCUGGCAGUGCCGCCCGCGCCGCCGGCACCCCCGAGACCAACAGCCUCCCGCCGCCUCCCCCUGGCAAAGCAGCCGGCGGGUCAGGCCACCAGCCACCCCCGGGGCUAGUGUACCCCUGCGGAGCUUGCCGCAACGAGGUGAACGACGACCAGGACGCCAUCCUGUGCGAGGCAUCCUGCCAGAAGUGGUUCCACCGGGAAUGCACCGGGAUGACGGAGAACGCCUACGGGCUGCUCACCACCGAGGCCUCCGCCGUCUGGGCCUGCGACUUCUGCCUCAAGACCAAGGAGAUCCAGUCGGUUUACGUCCGGGAGGGCAUGGGACAGCUGGUGGCCGCCAACGACGGCUGAGCCGCCCUCCCGCCGCCGCGGACACCUUCCCCUGCCGGUUUAGGACCAAACCCCCGUUUUUUUGUAGCCGUUAACCCCCCCGCCAGCCAGAGAGACUACACUGGGCGCUGGUUCCUCACUGGGGGCCAGCCGCAGCUGGCUCCUGGGCCAGUGCUGGCCGCGCCGUUGCCAUCCCUUUGCUGCGGGGGAGGCUCCGGUGUAUCGGUCCUUGGGGACUGAGGCUCCCUGGUGCCCCCCAGCUCUGCCCGGUGCCUUCAGUACCCUUGCGGGGGGGGGUGGGGUGGGGUGGGUGUGAUCCGGUCCCUGCUACCAUCCGUGACUCCCCGCGGGGCUGCAGUGUUCCCGGUGCCCCCCCCCCCCCCCCCUUCCAUGUGCAUGGGACAGUCCCGGUGCCCCCGGCUUCCCCCCCCCUCCCCCCGGUGCUCGGGGCAGUCCCGGUCCCCCCCCCCCGCCCCCGUUUUAUCCGAUCGUUAAUGGAAACUUUUUGUACCGUCGCUAUAAAGCUCUGGA
Messenger RNA from Chroicocephalus ridibundus (black-headed gull), 1929 nucleotides. It is a transcript of the gene PYGO2, whose product is annotated as pygopus family PHD finger 2. The record is from RefSeq and is a predicted model, not a curated record. Lineage: Eukaryota; Metazoa; Chordata; Aves; Charadriiformes; Laridae. Bases 10 to 1419 code for a protein of 469 amino acids. The transcript is spliced from 3 exons. Gene Ontology annotation, biological process: spermatid nucleus differentiation; kidney development.